UCAUAAUUUCCAACAGUCAAUGACUGUAUUAACUGGCUAGACGGUCCGGUUAUCGCGUUCGAAAGUGCAUGGUACCGAAAAUAACCUCGCUCUCGCUCGGCCGCUCGCAAAACAAACGCACGCAAUGACGGAGGUAGUGGUGGCUAUCGACGAGGAGCAAUUAGUCGCCCGGAUCUCCAAUCUCAUCGCACGUGCCGCCGAUGACGCAACCUCGCGCGAUGAUCGAAUCUUUCGCUUCGGAGUAUCAGGUGACUUUAGAAAUUUUUACAUUUUCAUUUUCACCUCGUUGCAUGCUGCGGCUAUUUUUGUAGCCGAGAACGCGGCGAAGGAUUACAUUAAAAAAAUGGCCUUCUUCUUCCCGCCGGACAGAUUACCGAGAUUCGAUUGCUUGCUGUUGGGCUUGGGUCAAGAUGGACAUACAUGUUCGCUGUUUCCGGGUCACCGGGCCCUCGACGACGAAAAUAUGUGGGUCACGUGGGAGCUGAAUGCACCAAAACCACCACCUAGUAGGAUUAGCCUCACCAUGCCGGUCAUUAAUAAUGCUCGCAUGUGUAUGUUUAUUGUCACAGGCGCCAGCAAAGCCGAGACCGUCAAAAGGAUCUUGAGAGACAAGGAAGAUUUGCCAGCUACUAGAGUGGAACCAAUUGAUGGUACUCUUUUCUGGCUGCUCGAUCAAGAAGCGGGCAGACUACUCAAUUCAGACUGAAACACAAGGUGGGCUAAAGACCACUACAAGAUUCACAUCGACUUUAUAACAUUCCAUAUAUUAAAACAAGUUUUGUAAUUCUACUUUUUCUCUAAAUUUUUCUUUAACUCUAUAUUUUAAUAUGCAUUUUUUUCACUGCAAUUUACUAUUAAAGUCGAUAGAAUAUUUAAAUAAGCGUGCUCGUACCAAAGGCGUGCGAAAAUGACUCGUGAGAAAGUUGAAGACAACUUUCGAUUGAUAUUGCUCAACAUGUCGUUUAUAUAAAAGAAAAAUGUGCAAGCUUUGUUAAGCUCGUAAAUCAACAUGCAUAUUGUAAAAAGGCAAACAAUAUUUAAUAAGAAAAUAAUAAAAUUUGCAUUUUGAAAAAAAA
Molecule: messenger RNA, 1076 nt
Organism: Pogonomyrmex barbatus (red harvester ant)
Lineage: Eukaryota; Metazoa; Arthropoda; Insecta; Hymenoptera; Formicidae
Gene: Pgls
Product: 6-phosphogluconolactonase
Biological process (GO): pentose-phosphate shunt; carbohydrate metabolic process
Molecular function (GO): 6-phosphogluconolactonase activity
Source: RefSeq, a predicted model, not a curated record